Orussus abietinus is the source of this 2165-nucleotide messenger RNA. RefSeq names its product cysteine desulfurase, mitochondrial (gene Nfs1). Gene Ontology annotation, biological process: [2Fe-2S] cluster assembly. NCBI's taxonomy places the organism in Eukaryota, Metazoa, Arthropoda, Insecta, Hymenoptera, Orussidae. Gene Ontology annotation, molecular function: pyridoxal phosphate binding; cysteine desulfurase activity. The transcript has 12 exons. The record is from RefSeq and is a predicted model, not a curated record. Gene Ontology annotation, cellular component: cytosol; mitochondrion; nucleus. Bases 404 to 1762 code for a protein of 452 amino acids.
UGCGCAAAACGUUUGGAACUGCGCUGACCAAUUUACAGCAAUUUAUAACCUGAAACUAUUAGUAUCGAUAAUUACUGAGACUUUCUGCUUAUCGUCAAUUGACCGUUUUUUUUUACCCUCAAGGAGAGAAGAAGAGACAAACAUUUGAAGAUAUAUUGAAUGAAUCUUUUGUUCUGUCAGUGAAAGUUCUAUUCACGAGUUAUCGGAGGUUAGGGUCAAAUGACGUAAUGUUGAAGGACAGGAAACAUUGUUCUUAGGUACAGUGCAUCAAGCGUGCAAACUGGCUGCCAAUUGCUGGCUUAAUGGUGCGAACAGGAAAAGUUCUAAUCACCCGAAGUAGACGAAAAAAGCAGUUCCAGAUAAAAGUGAUACCACCGAUUUACUAACAAGGUAUUUUGCAAAUAUGUUUCAUCCGGUAAGGAGUUUCCUUGUGACGUACUGUCGUAGUAAACGGUCUCAAGCCUUGGGAGUCAUCAGUCGAGAAUUUUCCAUAGAUGCUAACAUUGACAGAAGAGAAGUUAUUAUUGAUGAAUUUAAAAAUGGCCCAAGGGAUACUCGUGCAUUAUACAUGGAUGCACAAGCUACGACGCCAAUGGAUCCAAGAGUCCUUGAUCAGAUGAUGCCAUAUCUAACAUCUUUGUAUGGAAAUCCGCAUUCACGAACGCAUAUGUAUGGCUGGGAAUCUGAAGCCGCUGUAGAAUGUGCACGCGAGCAAAUUGCAGAUUUAAUCGGUGCAAAUAAAAAGGAAAUUAUCUUCACAUCAGGUGCCACUGAAUGUAACAAUAUAGCCGUAAAGGGUGUUGCAAGAUUCUACAAGGCAAAAAAGAGGCAUAUUGUGACAACACAGACAGAGCACAAAUGUGUCUUGGAUUCAUGCAGAGCAUUGGAGGCAGAACAAUUCGAAGUUACUUAUCUUUCUGUUCAAGAAAAUGGUCUUAUUUGUCUCGACCAGUUGGAAGAGGCUAUUAGGCCCGAUACAUCUCUCGUUUCGAUAAUGGCAGUAAAUAAUGAAAUUGGAGUUAAACAACCGAUCGAAGAAAUAGGUGCUAUUUGUAGAAAGAAGAAAGUAUUCUUCCACACGGAUGCAGCUCAAGCUGUAGGAAAGGUACCGAUGGAUGUUAAUGCAUUUAACAUCGAUCUCAUGUCAAUCAGUGGACACAAAAUAUAUGGACCAAAAGGUAUUGGAGCCUUGUAUGUCAGACGAAGACCUAGGGUACGUGUGGAACCAUUACAGAGCGGAGGUGGUCAGGAGCGAGGAAUGCGAAGUGGAACUGUACCUGCUCCCCUGGCAGUGGGAUUGGGUGCAGCUUGUGAAAUAUCUAAACAGGAAAUGGAGUAUGAUCAUCAACACAUCUCAGGACUGGCAGAUCAUUUGGUCAAGAAAAUAAUGUCAAACCUCCCUCAUGUUAUACGUAACGGAGAUCCAGUGUUUUGGUAUCCAGGAUGUGUCAACUUAUCCUUUGCUUAUGUCGAAGGAGAAUCACUUUUAAUGGCCCUGAAAGAUGUUGCCUUGAGUAGUGGUUCAGCAUGUACCAGUGCAAGUUUGGAGCCGAGUUAUGUUUUGAGGGCAAUUGGUGCAUCGGAGGAUUUGGCACACUCUAGCAUUAGAUUUGGAAUUGGACGUUUCACUACGUUAGAGGAGGUCGAUUACGCGGCAGAGAACACAAUUCGUCAUGUCAAACGAUUAAGGGAAAUGAGCCCACUGUGGGAGAUGGUAGAAGAAGGAAUAGACUUGAAGAGUAUUAAGUGGACUCAGCACUAAUGUUGAUCUGAUACAUUUCUUUUUUUUUUAGCAAUAUGAUAAAAUAGAAACUGGUAAUCUAAAUUAAACGUUGAGUUGAAUGACUCGUGUCUGAAACUAGUGAGUUCAUAAGAUCUUAUAAUUGAAGCAAAAGAAAGAAAUCACUGUAUUAGAGGGUUUGAUGACACAUGGAAUAAGAACGCUCUUCAUUGGCAAAAAGACACGUGCCAAGAAUGACAUGUGUAUUAGUGAGUAUCAAAAAGAUUCCAUAUUGUAUCAUUAAAUGCUGUACUGCAUUCUCCCUCCUCCCCUUCAACCUGGACAUAGGAACUGGCACUUAGGUAUCCAAUCGAUGAAUGAAAUCGUUAACCUUGGGGCACCCAAAUGGCCUAAUUAAAUUAAAUAAAUUAAUCAUAAAGCCUUA